CGACUCGCUCCUCCUCUCAAUUCAUUGCCUACCAUGACCCAAAUGGAGGUUCGCAGUGCGAGCCCCAUCGGCAGCCCUUCAAGUCCGAGCGCCAUGGAUUCGCCCUGGACGAAGGACGGCACUUACAUCAUCGAGGCCACGCGCAAGGCGCAUGCCUGCUGCAAGUCGUGCGACGUUACGAUCGAGGCUGGCCGACUGCGCGUGGGCGUUGUCUACCAACACCGCAAUGGCUUCGUGUGCAUUAACUGGCAUCACGUCGAGUGCUACAAGUCCGUACGCCAGAUCCCACUGAAGUGUCUUGAGGGCUUCAGCGACCUCGACCCGCAGCAGCAAAAAGUGGUCGAGAACUACCACCUCGCAACGAGCGAGCCGCACUACCUGCCCAAGGCCCGCACUUGCUCCGCAUAAUUGACGGGAGAGCCUUCCCCUCUGAGGGUCCGACCCCCGCGAGUUUUUGACGUGACGGCCUAGGAUACGCUCGUGGUCUUGAGCGUAUGCAAGCAGUGUGCACCCUUGUCAGCGCACCUAUUUAAGAAGUACUACAACAUCAGGUAGUUAGCUCCCUACUAGUAGUAGUAUCAAU
This is a messenger RNA of Phytophthora infestans T30-4, 583 nucleotides long. RefSeq lists its product as uncharacterized. Gene Ontology annotation, molecular function: DNA binding; zinc ion binding. The record is from RefSeq and is a predicted model, not a curated record. The transcript has a single exon. The coding region runs from base 34 to 408 and encodes 124 amino acids. Lineage: Eukaryota; Oomycota; Peronosporomycetes; Peronosporales; Peronosporaceae.